Lytechinus pictus (painted urchin) is the source of this 7133-nucleotide messenger RNA. RefSeq names its product serine/threonine-protein kinase PAK 4-like. The transcript is spliced from 11 exons. Gene Ontology annotation, biological process: intracellular signal transduction; protein phosphorylation; regulation of MAPK cascade. The record is from RefSeq and is a predicted model, not a curated record. Gene Ontology annotation, cellular component: cytoplasm. Bases 346 to 2628 code for a protein of 760 amino acids. Gene Ontology annotation, molecular function: protein serine/threonine kinase activity; ATP binding. Lineage: Eukaryota; Metazoa; Echinodermata; Echinoidea; Temnopleuroida; Toxopneustidae.
GACUUGUGCAAAGUGAUCUGGGUCAUUUCUUUACAUGUUAUUCUAUGUUGGUGUUUGUAAACACAUCAUACUCAAUUCAUUUACCUUUUCCAUUUUGAUUUAUAUUUCAUACAGGAUGGUUUCUAUUGGUGGUGAACAAAAUCGUCUAUGACUAUCUCUCUUCUUUCACAUUGUAAACCAUUGUAUUUGAGCGAUAUAAUGCAAAGUGGUUUGGAUGGGCUAAGUGUUUUGGGGCAUCAUAGUAAAUUGGAAGUUUGUCAAUUUCAUGUAUCUGUAUGUGGGGAAUUCAUAUUCUCAAGGAUCUGACUGAAUUUCUAGUGCCAUUAAUUGCAGAACGCUUUGAAAAUGACAUCUAAAAAGAGAAACGGUAAGGUGAAGAUAUCCAGCCCAUCCAACUUUGAGCAUCGAGUUCAUACUGGCUAUGAUCACAGGCAGGGCAGGUAUGUCGGGCUCCCACCCCAAUGGGCUAGCAUCAUUGGAGCAGAGGAGACGAGACCAAAACCAAUCGUAGAUCCAUCUUGUAUCACCCAGACUGAAGCAUUUGAAUUAAAGGGUAUUGUUAGGGGCUCCAGUGCACAGUCUCCUGAGCAACAGAAUGGAAUGAAACCACGUAUAUCUGUGGCACGCUCCAACUCACUGCGUAGUAGGGGCAGCCCACCAAGGAAUAGGAGGAGAAACCAGGAGGAAGAUAAUCCAGGGGGCAUGGAAAAGAAGCCUCCAGAUGGUACAAAGAUUCCAGCACAUCCUUAUGACCAAAACCCACACAGCGGUGCCCAGCUGAUGAUGAACAGAGAGAUGAGGGACAGAUUAAACUCUAAAGGAAGCGGUGGUAGUGGUCCCCCACCUAAUCAGCAAGACCAAAGAGGUAACCAGAAUGCACCGAGAGAGGGCAGCUACAGACCAAAUGACAACCAGGGUCCUCCAAAUGGACGACCACAUAAUGGACCAGAUGGCCCACAGAAGCCAACGGACAGUAGAGGCAAUUAUGAGCCUAUGGAUAAUUAUAAUAAAGAUAACUAUGAGAGAAUGGACAACUACAGUAGUGGAGAUCCUAGAGCAAGGGAUGACAGACAAAACAGGGGGGCCAGUCUUGGCCGAGGGGUGGAUCCUAUGAGGAGAGAUCAGCCACCCCAGGGUGACCCUCAACACAGAGGAGAUCCAAGGUUCGAUCCCAGAAAUGACCCCAGGAAUGACCCCAGAAAUGACCCAAGGAAUGACCCCAGACAUAAUCCUAGGCAGGACCCUAGAUAUGAUCCAAGAAAUGAUCCUAGACAUAUGGAUCCAAGGCACCAGGAUCCAAGGUACCGUGAUCCAAGGCAUCAGGAUCCCAGGAACCAAGAUCCAAGGUAUCAAGACAGAAGACCUGAUGGCCAUAGUUUACCACGAGGUGCAUCAGGUGACCCCCGUGCUCACCCACCAGGCCAGGGACCACCAGGCUAUCCAGGAGGUCCAGGUGGACCAAGAGGAGAUCCACGUGGAUACCAAAGAGACAGUACUAGCAGUGGAGGAUCUGGACCUAGAUCAACUAGUUCACCAAGCCAGCCUCAGCCACCAGGGGGAUUCCAACCAAGACAUCCCCCUGAUGCACAAGGAAGAUAUCCACCUCCAAACAGACAGCAUCCACCCCAGGGUUACAAUGGCCCUCCACCGGGUCAACAGCAACAACGCCCCCCUCAGAAAAUGCUACAUUCCAACUCCAACCCCUCUCCAAGUAACCCCACACCUAAUCCUGGUGAACAGCAUGUGUCUCAUGAACAGUUCCGCAAUGCACUGCAGAUGGUGGUCACUCCUGGUGACCCCCGCAUCAAGUUGGAGAACUUUGUUAAGAUUGGAGAAGGGUCAACAGGUAUUGUCUGCAUUGCAACGGAACCUAGGACAGGAAGACAGGUGGCUGUUAAGAAGAUGGAUCUUAGGAAACAACAGAGGAGAGAAUUGCUCUUUAAUGAGGUGGUGAUCAUGCGUGAUUACAAGCAUCCUAACAUAGUUGAGAUGUAUGAUAGCUUCCUAGUUGGUGAUGAACUAUGGGUUGUCAUGGAAUUCCUAGAAGGUGGGGCCCUCACUGACAUUGUGACACAUACAGGUCGAAUGGCAGAGGAACAGGUGGCCUAUGUGUGUCAAGCAAUCUUGAAGGCCUUAGCAUUCCUUCAUUCUCAAGGUGUCAUUCAUAGAGAUAUCAAGAGUGACAGUAUCCUACUCACACAUGAUGGACAGGUGAAGUUGUCAGACUUUGGAUUCUGUGCCCAGAUAUCAUCUGAUACUCCCAAGAGAAAGUCAUUGGUUGGUACACCAUAUUGGAUGGCACCAGAGGUCAUCUCUAGGUUACCCUAUGGUACAGAGGUUGAUAUUUGGUCACUUGGUAUCAUGGUUAUGGAGAUGGUUGAUGGAGAACCCCCUUUCUUCAAUGAACCUCCACUCCAAGCAAUGAGACGCAUCAGAGACAUGCCUCCUCCUAAACUCAAGAACCCUCACAAGGCAUCACCACGUCUUUUAGGAUUCAUCGAGCGUUUGUUGGUGAGAGAUCCGUCCCAGAGAGCAUCUGCCUUUGAGCUGUUAGAGCAUCCAUUCCUGAGACAAUGUGGUCCAAACUCCUCUCUCCUGCCUACCAUGAGUCAGCUCAGACACAAGUAACGAUCAACCUCUGAAAACUUUGCCUUUGGUCGAAUCCUGGGACAUCUGGCCCGAACUCGUCAGUCCUGUAAACCAAGAGCCAGAUUAGACACAAGUUUUUGAGUCUCAAUUCCAAACUUCACACUAGCAACUAUUUGAGUUGAAGCUUAGGGAAGAGUAAUGGACAUCCAUCUCUUAAUCUGAAAAUAUACCUAAAGCUUAGUAUUGGCUAUAUAUGAGGGAUUCACAUCAGAUCAUGGCUGAUCUUAGGGUCUUCCUGUAACAGUCAUUGGCAUAGAUAUCAAAAUGCUUCACGAUGGAUUGUUCAUAGGACAUUCUAUUCAAAUAACUGGUGAGUUGAUGGAGCAGUGAGUCAAUGUGUGUUUUGAAUGUUUCAUUAAUGUUACUAUUUGAGAGUAUUCAUUUUCAAUACGAGAAUGAUAAACUGACAAAGCACAUGUUUGCUAAAUAUGUGUACAAAUACUUGAUUUGAUGAAUAUCUAUUUGCCCUGUUCAUUUGACAUUACCAAAGUUAUGACAGAAAUUUAAACAACAGUAAACUGCUUUUGUGCAAAGUGAAUGAUGUGGGCAUGUACAUGGUAUGCAGUGCUGUGGUUGUGCAAGAGAUUGCAGAAAAUGAUCUCACCCACAUAUUUGUGGAUAUGUCUAGCUUCAAUGAAUGCCAUGUUUAACAGAACGUGUAGGUGCAUGGCCAUUUUUUUUGCUACAUGCUGGUUUAGAUCAAGGAAGUUUACAAGCAACAUUGACUCAUUCAUAUCAAACUGUUUUAUCCCAUACUUGUAUCAAUUGAUUAAAUUGCGUGAUUUAUGAUUCAUAUUUAUAUUUAGGAUUUGCAUGUGGAGGAGCAAAAUAAAAGAAUGAUGUGUAUUAUUUAUACACGUUUAUACAUCCCAACUGAAAAAAGUGUAUGAUUUGGUCUCUGGAUAAACUAUUUUGCAUUGUCUAUCUGUGCUUGCCAUGAUGUUAAUUUGUAAGUUGCAUGUGAUUACAUCAAUUUAUCAACAUGUAACAUUUUUGUUUGUUGAUUCUAGAAUCUCCCACAUGUUUUCUAAUAGAUUUUGAAAAGUAAAGUUUAUUUUGUUUGAAAGAAAAAUGAUAGCAUAGAUAUACAUUUAGGGUUGUAAGAUGGGCAAGUAGAAAGAAAGUAGUAAUAACUUGAUGAAAUUAUACACACUUAUUGCUCUGUUGAUUUGAUUAUGUAAAUGGUUGAUAAUAUGAACUCUGCUUGUGGCAGGUUAAGUUGAUGCUUCAAAGGUUGUCUUAUCAGUGAAUAGAACAUAAAUUGUCAGAGUUAAAGUGGUAUAAAGAGAGUCUUCACACUAUUAUUGUGUGUUGUAUUGUGUCUCUUCAUAGUUGUUAUCAGUUUGGCCUGAUAUGAUAUUUAGAGGUAAGGCUGGAGUAAUGUGAACUGUAUUUUAGAAAACCUGCCAUGUGAGAUUAAUACUUAUGAACAGUGGGUUGGUGAUUAUUAUUUGCCAGAUAUGUGUGAUUAUACUUUUGUGUACAUAUACUGUAUAUUUCUGAAGAAAGCGGUUUUCACUUCAACUCAUGCUUGUGUUAUGAUCUUGAUAUUAUUAUGACGACACUGUGUGUGAUCUAUUCCUGUGUUGUGUUGCAUGAACUAUUUUUUGUGGUUUGCCGUUCUUGAUUUAUAUUCCUCUAUUUACCAACUACAGAAAGAUUCCAUUUAGAGCUCUUUAUUUUCCUAUUCAUGAUCAUACAUUCUGGAGUAUUUGGUGUUUUGUUAUUGCAUGUGUCAACUUUGUCUCUGCAGAAUUAUGGCUAUGUGAAGCAUGUUUAUUUAUAGGCAAAGCUUUACCAAUACAAACUUCAUGUUUUUAUGGAUAUAUAUCAAAAGAGGAAAGGGCAUCAAGAUAAUAUCAGAUGGACUUAGACAGUCAAAUCAAGUUUGUGUAUUUUUGCUUAAAAGACAAAUCUAUUUAAUUGGCUGUUUGUAAUGUCUUUGACAUCUUUUUUUAGGGGGCAGUAGUUGUGAUUAGAAUGUAUCUGACUUACAAAGCCUUUCGAACAAAAUUUUGCAUCAACAUUUACCCAUGACCUUAAACCUGAAAUGGAAAUGUUUUAACGCUGGCUGGAUGAAGCUUACAUGUAGUUUUGCCUCUGUUUUGACUAGUUUAACUGAACAGUCCUUUUUGGCUGAAUGCACUGCUAUUUGUAUAACAUGCCAAUAGAGAUGUGCAUAGACUUGUAAACUGUUGUUGAUUUGGCCUUUGUUAUUGUAUCAUGUGUUCACUGAGUGGAACAUCUGCAAUGAAAUCCUGGUAGCUUUAAAAUCACAUAGUCACUGCAUAAUAAUUUUUGAUUUUUUUCAAAAUCUGGAUAUACCUUGUUUCUCAGAGUAAGCUGUGCCUUCCAAAAAGUGUCUUCCUGAAAAUUUGAGAAAGAAAAAAAGAAGGAAAUUGCAUUGCACAAGUAGUUGACUUCAUCUUAACAUGCCCUCUACAGCUUCUCAGAAGAAAUAAAAAAGGAAAUGUAAAUAUUUGAAACUGUUUUUGUGAUAUAAUUGUUUUGGUACAUAGACUUAGAUUGGCUAUUUAACAUUAUUUAUUUUAUACUUAUCUGUAAAGUGGUUAUUAUAAGUUAAGUAAACCAUUUUUAACCCACACAAAUUUUGUUUGUGUGUAAUGUACUGUUUAAUGCUGUAAAUUAUAUUCAAUAUCAGUAUUUGGCAUUGUUUGAAUUUGUGGCAUUUUAUCAUAAUACUAUGUACUAUUAUUUUAUAUUGAUUACUGCUUUGUACUACCAAACAUUUCUUCUAUCAGUACAUUUAUGUUGCCUUCACAUUCUUACAAGAUUUAUUUGUCAAUGUUGUAUAAAUUGUCCUUUUUUAAAUAGUUAUUGUAAGCCAUCAAUCUACUCAAUAUCUUUGUCCAUUGAAUGUUUAUUACAAUGAGAGGUACAGUUGUUACUUAUACACUGUAUGUGAUUUUCACCAACACCUAUUUAUAAGAACUAAAUCUAUGCACUGCACUUUCUGUUACCUGUUUCUAUCAUGUUUCUUUUUCUUGCUUCUUAAAAAUCAUUUACUUUGAAUAUUUCUUAAUCACUUAUCAUAGUUUAAUAUUUUUUGUUGAUAUUUAAUCAAAGUGUUUAAUCAUACAAGAGUCAUUGGUAUAUUUUGAUUUCAUUUUGUAUAUAAAUGAACUGUGCUGCUGAUUGUAUUCUGUGUGCUUGCAUAGUUAUACUGUAUUCUGCUUCUUGGCAUUUCAAUGUGGUACUUAAUUUUAUUCCUUCAAGAAAUUCAUAUAAUAAGUUUGAAAGUACAUGUAUUCUGUAGUAUUUUGUGUAUUCUAUUUGCAUCAUAGUACUCUUGUCAAAACUAAUUCAAAUUAUUUUUUCAGGUCGACAGCAAUCCCUCUUCAAAGGUUAUCAAAGUUUGAAUUUACAUAUGAAUGAAAUAUUCCCAGUAUUCAAUUGAUUGUCUCACAAUUUAUGCAAAUAUUCAUGACUGAAUUAUGAGAAACAUUCAAGUUUAGCGUAUCUUAUUUUUUUGUAAUAACUAUUAUGAAAGUAUAAGUUCUUAAAUCGUUGAUAGGCCAGUUCUAUGUAUGAUUGUGUUUCUUGAACUUCUGGUUUUAUCCAUCCAUCUUCAAUGAACUUUAAAAUCCAUAUUGUAUCUACACGAUUUUGAAAAUUGAUAUUUCCUCAAACAUCAUGCAAAGGAAUCCUAAUGAUUACAAUUUUGUAGUUUGGCUCAGUUAUUCACUGUAAUCCUUGACUAAGAAUUAAACAGUAAAGAUAAAGUUUUCUGCCCAAUUCAUCAAAUUUUAACAGAAUAAUCAAAAUCAUUUUCAACCAGUGUAUUUUAUAUUCUUGUGUGAUAGCAUAGUCUUUUUAAAAUAUGUUAAUUCUAUGCAACAAAAAAAUAAUGUAGUUUAUCAUGGACUUACAAUAUUACUUAUAUUGAUUAACUUAUUAACAUUUAACUUUUUAAAAGGAAAUGAAUCCCAAAAAAUAAUUCAUUGGUAAGGGAGUAAAUAACAUUAUUUCAGUGUCUUUUUAGAUGAAAUUGUGCAGAGAAUAUCAUUGUAAUACCUCAAUCCAUACAAAGCAUGUGUUAUUUGCAAUGCCAACUUUAAGUAAAUAUGAAGUAUCUUUUCUCUUUAAACUGGUACUGGGAAUUCAGAUAUCAAUUAUAUGGUUACUGCACACAUACCAAACUGUAUUCUUACUUGUACAUGGACUUUCUGUACUAUUGAAUUCCUUUAAAUGGAUAGAUGUAACUGGUAUUUUUCAGCAAAUUCCUACUAAUCAGAGGGAACCAUUGGCAUAUUACCUGUACAUAUAAUAUAUCUUUUAUCUAUUUCGCAUUAUUCAAUAGAAUGAUAUGAAGAGAAUCUGAAGUGGAUUCAUGUAGUAUGCCAUUCAGAUAUCCUGCCAGCUAAGCUCAUAUCUUGAAGAUGUAUUCUUAUGUAUUCAGUCCUGUUUUUUUUUAUUAGUAAAUUGAUUACAAUUUAGAGCUAUUAAAACAUUUUUGAAAGUAA